Molecule: messenger RNA, 915 nt
Organism: Penicillium atrosanguineum
Lineage: Eukaryota; Fungi; Ascomycota; Eurotiomycetes; Eurotiales; Aspergillaceae
Product: SMP-30/gluconolactonase/LRE family protein
Exons: 2
Coding region: 1-915 (304 amino acids)
Source: RefSeq, a predicted model, not a curated record
AUGAAUUUCUACCCCGCCCCGUCAAUCAUCCAAGCGGAGAUCUACGUCCAUAUCCCGGACUCGUUACGAUGCACCGGACAACCCACCGACUGGAAAGGUGGAUCGGUACUUCCUGCAUCGGAUAUUUUCCUUGAAGGUCCGACGUACCUGGAUGGGAACCUCUAUGUGACAGAUAUCCCAUACGGUCGGAUAUUGAAAAUAGAUUCGCAGAAGCAGGUAACAGAGUGUGUACGGUACGAUGGUGAACCCAACGGAAUUGCCGUGAGAGAGGAUGGGUGCAUGAUCAUUGCCGACUACAAGCAGGGCUUGCUUGUGUUCGACCCAUCAAAGGGAGAGAUAUCACAAUUCCUGACCCGCCGCAAUCUCGAACGCUUCAAAGGCCUCAACGAUCUGAUAGUGUCCUCUAAGGAGGAAGUUUAUUUCACCGACCAAGGCCAAACUGGCAUGACAGAUCCAACAGGCCGUGUAUAUCGGCUUUCUCCCGACGGGCGACUAGACUGUCUCGUGGACAACGGCGUCUCACCCAAUGGCAUUGCUCUUUCCCCAGAUGAACGGUUCCUCUACGUAGCCAUGACUCGGUCCAACUCGGUCUGGCGACUUCCUCUCAAUGCAGACGGGAGUACGACUAAAGCGGGGCUAUUUUUUCAAUCCUUUGGCUGUGCUGGCCCUGACGGGUUGGCGUUUGAUGAAGAGGGCAGUUUGUUUAUCUGUCACCCUAGUCUUGGGUCUGUGUUUGUCGUUGAUGCGGACGGAGUUCCUAAGGCGAGGAUUGUUUCUGCGGUCGGGGGAGGAAAGAACUUAACGAAUUGUACUUUUGGUGGUGAGGAUGGGAAGACGAUCUUUAUUACUGAUAGUAUUCAGGGAAAUGUUCAGGCUGUGAGGUGGCACUGUCGGGGUACUGUGAAAGCAAAAUAG